Molecule: messenger RNA, 2416 nt
Organism: Ogataea polymorpha
Lineage: Eukaryota; Fungi; Ascomycota; Pichiomycetes; Pichiales; Pichiaceae
Exons: 3
Coding region: 1334-2416 (360 amino acids)
Source: RefSeq, a predicted model, not a curated record
GCAUCACUACGUUGUUGACCUUAUUCAUUUACCAUAGAAAAAAGGUAGGUAGCUAUGGAUACAUAUAAAUCCCAUUUUCCUACCCUCUUAUAAAUUCCAACAAAUCGUUGUUGACUUCAUCAACAUUUAUGUUAUGGAUGGCAUGCGAGCCUCCUUUGUAGACUUUAAGAGUCCCUUUCUGCAAAAGUUUCACCGAUUUGAGUCCAGAAAUUUUGAUUGGCACCACUUGGUCAUCAUCUCCAUGAAGCACCCGAACAGGUACAUCAAUACGCUUCAAGUCUUCGGUGAAGUCGGUCUCGGAGAAAUCGCGGAUGCAAUCGAAAGCAGAUUUGAAGCUGGUAGCCAUACCCUGCCGCCACCAACUACAGAUUUGUCCCUCACUCACCUGAGCGUUCUCUCUGUUGAAGCCAAAAAAAGGCCCCCUAGGAAUGUCAAGGAAAAACUGAGCCCGGUCCUUGUGCAUCGCUUCACGAAAACCAUCGAAAACAGACCGGUCUAGACCAUCGGGGUUUGAAGCAGUCUUUACCAUCAAUGGAGGCACAGCACAGACAAGAACUGCUUUCUUGACCCUGCCUGUCCCAUGUUUUCCAAGAUAGUGAGUCACCUCGCCACCGCCAUGGGAGUGGCCGACCAUGACUGCAUCUUUCACCUGUAGAUGCUUAAACAACUCUUCUAAGUCAUCCACAAAGGUCUCCAUAUUGUUUCCAUCCCAAGUUUGCGUCGACCUUCCAUGGCCUCGACGAUCAUGAGCAAUCACUCGGUAGCCCUUAUUUGCCAGAAAAACCAUCUGGUUCUCCCAAUUGUCACUGCUCAAAGGCCAUCCAUGAGAGAACGUGACAAUUUCACCAUCAGCGUUACCCCAGUCUUUGUAGAAUAGUUCGGCUCCGUCGCUUAGCUUUAAAAAUGGCAUCAAUGAAUGAUUAAUGGAAAGUUAAGAUAAAAUUGAUCUGGGUUGAAGUUAGGUUGCUAAAUGGUCGUGAAUUUGUACCAGAUCUGCAUUGCGCCAAUUGACAUACCACCUAUGAUUAGGCCAUGAAAAGGUCUUGUCAUUUAACAAACAACACCAAAUUUGGAUAAAUGGCCUAAGCACUCCUCAGACUUCAGUUGACUUCCCAUUUGCGAAGAAGAAGGCAAAUUGUUUGACAUGAUGUAUUAUGUAAUCAACAUGCGAUAGUGGUUAUCUCAAAAAUUUUAUGCAAGAGCAGAAUUAUUAAAAGGUGCACGACGAGCCGGAAAUAGUAGUUCAUGUUCGGAGUUAGUUGCAAAAUCCAUGUGGAGGCAUAAUCUGAAAUGAUACUUAAGGGCGUAAGAUUUACAAGUUGACCAUCUUGCCAUGUCCCAAAAAUUUAUUUCAUUUGCGUGGAAUACUAUUCCUGAAGAUAUUCAUACUCGUCUUGGGAGUUCAGGUCUUCAGAUUUCCAAAAUAAUCUUAGGAUGCAUGUCCUUCUGUAGUGAAAGCUGGGUCGAUUUUGUCCUCGAAGAUGAAGACCAGGUUUUCAAUAUUAUGAAAAAAGCAUAUGAUAGUGGCAUUCGUACUUUCGAUACUGCAAACACAUACUCGAACGGGUUUUCUGAAAUUUUAUUAGGGAAAUUCCUCAAGAAGUAUAAUAUUGAUAGAAGAACUGUCGUAAUCAUGACCAAGUGCUACUUCCCAGUCAACGAGUCAGACCCUGAUGACAAUAUUGCGUUCUCCAAAGUUACUGAGGGCUCGGACUAUAUCAAUCGUGUUGGGCUCUCUAGAAAAGCCAUAUUAGACGCAGUUGACAAAAGCGUGGAAAGACUAGGCACCUAUAUUGAUCUUUUGCAAAUUCACCGUUUUGACUCUGAGACACCGAUUGAAGAAACGAUGGAAGCAUUGCAUGAUGUUGUAAAGUCUGGAAAGACUCGUUAUAUUGGGGCCUCGACAAUGAGAGCUUAUCAAUUUAUCGAAAUGCAACAUGUUGCUGAAAAGCAUGGUUGGACAAAGUUCAUUUCCAUGCAAAGCUAUUAUUCCCUGUUCUUCAGAGAGGAAGAAGAUGAAUUGAUUGCAUACUGUAAGAAAACAGGCGUGGGAUUAAUCCCAUGGUCGCCUUUGGCUGGAGGAAUACUUACUAGGCCAUACGACAGGACAUUGAAUACAACCAUCCGUUCGAGCAAUCCUAUGGUGACGGGGAUGUUAGGCCUCAACGAGUUAACUGAAAAAGAUAAGGUGCUUCUUGACCGAGUUGAAGAGCUUGCUGCCAAACACGAGGUGAGUAUGGCCACCAUAGCAACAGCUUGGUGUCUUGCCAAAGAUCAUUAUCCGAUCCUGGGAAUCAAUAAACCUGAAAGAAUUACCGAUGCUUUAGCAGCCAUAAGCCUCAAACUCACAAAGGAAGAGAUAACCUAUCUUGAGGAACCGCAGGUUUCCAGAAAACUUACUCGUAUGUACAUUUGA